AUUGAUCUAUAAUCACUGAAGUCACUAGUACAAUGGAUUAGACUUAAGCAGUGAAAGUUAAAGUUGUGAACAAUUAUCAAUUGUAUCCCUCUCAACUUCUCAAGAAAAACCAAAUGAAUUCAUAUGCGGACAUUGCGUCGUGGGUGAGACAGUCGAGGAAAUUGUAUAAAGAAGAAGGAAAGCGUAAUAUUUACUAAAUCAACAGUCGAAUUGCAAAUUAAUAUUCCCAAGUUGAUGAUCUGAUCAGAAAAGGGCGAUGAUGCGGUGGUUGUUUGUUUUCGGUGGGGGAUUGCUUGUUGGAGCAGUUGCGAUUGUGUCUCUGGAAGCUUUUCUAUUGUAUUAUUUCUUCCUCAACAGAUUGGCGCACAAGAGGAUUCAACGCGCCAAUUCGUUCUCUCAACACCUCGAUCCUCAGCAGUCCUUGGAGAAUUAUUACAACAAGAAGGGGGUUGUGUGGAUUCUGGAGUCCAAAAAUGAUAAACUCUCGAAGAAAAAGGAUAUCUUCGAGGUGAGCCCUGUUAAGAAAUAUGGGAACAUCAAGGAUAGGGUUCUCAUUUUGACAGAUUCAGAUGCUUCCCAUGCCUCUGCUAUCCCCUUAACCCAUUGCUCGGUAGAAGCUGUUUCCGCUUCAGAUCUUCCCUCUAGAAAGUGGGCCAAAAGAUUUCCCAUAAAAUUAGAAAGCAAGACUUCAGUAAUAUAUAAUGCAAGUAAGACAGUUUACCUUUAUCUUGAAACUUCUUGGGAGAAGGAGUCAUGGUGUAAAGCUCUUCGUCUUGCAUCAUGCAAUGACAACAAAACCCUUAACUGGUUCACCACCAUGAAUCAAGAGUUCCACACUUACUUGACAUCUUUAAAUACCGGAUACCCUUCACUUAUGAAACCCUCUGCAGGGUUCCAUGCUGAACCUGCUGAUAGGUUCACUAAGCUUGAUGGAUCUGGAUCAAAAGUUCGCUUGUUUCUGAAAAAGCUUGCUAGAAAAGCUUCAAGAACCUCUGUGGAGACCAGGGGAACUUUUUCGUUGAGCCGCGAAGAGAGAAUAUUUAAUGAUAGGACUCGGUCAUCACAAGAUCCUGCUCCGACGGCUAGCUUGGUAAAGACAACAGCAAAGGCGCUUCCCAGUUCCGAGGAGGAGAAUAUGACGGCACUUCCUUCGUCAACCUUUUCUCGUUCAGCAAGCCAGAGCCCUAAUUCUGAUGUGGAUUCUGAUGACAAGUUCAAUGUUGAUGAAGGAACACUAUGUUGGAAUUUGCUUAUUUCUCGUUUCUUUUUUGAUGCCAAAAGCAAUGCCAGUUUAAAGAAUGCAGUGCAAGCACGGAUUCAGAGAACAUUGUCCAAUAUGAGGACACCGAAUUACAUUGGUGAAGUCAUAUGUACUGAUCUGGCCCUGGGAAGCCUUCCACCUUAUAUUCACGGUAUUAGAGUUCUGCCUACAGACAUGAAUGAGGUAUGGGCAUGGGAGAUUGAUGUUGAAUAUCGUGGCGGGCUCGUUCUAGAUAUUGAAACAAGAUUGGAAGUUCAAAACCUUGAAAAAGAUAUGGUGGAUGCAAACUCAGAAUCAAGCUCUGUUGGGGAUGUAUCUUCAGAACUUCUGGAAGGUAUUGAAUAUUUUGGAAAAGAGCUAAAUAUUUCUGAAGGAACUGCUGAUAUGCAAGAAAGGAGGAAUGAAGGAAAUCUUAAACUAGAUGGGUUGAAACAUUCUGCAAGUUUUUUGCCAGCGUCAACUAACAUAUCUAGGUGGAAGUCUAUUCUUCAUUCCAUAGCAAAACAGGUUUCUCAGGUGCCCCUUUCUUUGUCGAUAAGGAUAGCAUCCCUUCAUGGAACACUGCGGUUACAUAUAAAGCCUCCUCCUUCAGAUCAAAUAUGGUAUGGUUUCACAUUUAUGCCUGAUAUAGAGUUCGACUUGGAAUCAUCUGUUGGGGAACAUAAGUUUAGCAGUGCACAUAUUGCUUUGUUCUUGAUCAAUCGGUUUAAGGCUGCCAUCAGGGAAACAAUGGUGCUUCCAAAUGUUGAAGGCUUAUGCAUUCCAGGGAUGUUGGCAGAAAAGGAUGAUUGGGUCCCUCGGACAGUUGCUCCCUUUAUGUGGCUUAACCGAGAAGCUAGUAGUGACCAAGCCACUUCGUCUGAAUCCCUUAGCGCUCAGUUUGAUGAGACAAAAAUAAAGGUGUCUCAGAGAAAAGCCUCUAGUAAUGAUCCAGAAAGCCAGCAUUUAAAGACAAAGAACCUGGAAUGCACUCAACAGUCAAUUUCCGAGUCUUCUGAAGCCUCAGAGAGCUCCACAAAGUCAUCUAUACAAAGCAGUAAAUCAUUACAAGAACUAACAAGUCCUUUAUUGGUAGGUUAUGAUCAGCAAGAAACUAGCGAACGAAACAGGGGGUGUAUCUCCCAGUGUCAAUCACCAUCUAGGUCUAUUGUAACUGUAGAAAAACAGAAUUGUGCUGUGGAGGAGGAAGAUUCCAGAUCCAAGAGAAUGGGAAGAAGAGCAAGGAUGGUAGAUUUGGGGAAGAAGAUGGGGGAGAAACUUGAGGAGAAGAGACGGCAUAUUGAAGAGAAAGGCAGGAUCAUUGUUGAGAAAAUGAGGGGACCAUGAAACUGCCAAGAUGGUAGAAACGAUUAAUUUAGUCAACUUGUGAAAUAGUAAUGGAAGAAUCUUAUGAUAUCGGACUUUCUCUCUCAAGUGCAGGUUGUAGGACAAAUAUCACUUUUCUGAACAGACAGGCUUAUUUACUGCAGUGUGAUUUGAUUUCCAUUGCCUUAAAAGUGAAGAGGCAGCAAGAGUGUUCAUUUUGAAGAAUACAUAUGUAGCCGAUAGCAAUCCAUAUCACCAGAAUGAUCUUCAACAGCCUAGUAGAGAUAGUUACUUCGAGAGAAGCAAGAUGCGCACAUCCAAACUUGAAGCAAGAGUUGUAUUUACUCAUUUACUUGGAAUUUAUAGAAUCUAGAGUUAGCAAUGAGAAGAAAAUAUUUUCCAACUUUGUAAUUGCACACUUCAUGCAAGCAAGCUAGCAGACCAAGAAUCCUCAAAACAGAAAUAAAAGGAAAACUCAACCGAAAA
Messenger RNA from Mercurialis annua (annual mercury), 3052 nucleotides. RefSeq lists its product as uncharacterized. Lineage: Eukaryota; Viridiplantae; Streptophyta; Magnoliopsida; Malpighiales; Euphorbiaceae. Bases 257 to 2587 code for a protein of 776 amino acids. The record is from RefSeq and is a predicted model, not a curated record. Gene Ontology annotation, cellular component: endoplasmic reticulum. The transcript is spliced from 7 exons. Gene Ontology annotation, molecular function: lipid binding.